Molecule: messenger RNA, 504 nt
Organism: Melopsittacus undulatus (budgerigar)
Lineage: Eukaryota; Metazoa; Chordata; Aves; Psittaciformes; Psittaculidae
Product: olfactory receptor 8J1-like
Exons: 1
Biological process (GO): G protein-coupled receptor signaling pathway; sensory perception of smell
Cellular component (GO): membrane
Molecular function (GO): olfactory receptor activity; odorant binding
Source: RefSeq, a predicted model, not a curated record
AUGGCCUACGACCGGCACGUUGCCAUCUGCCAGCCCCUGCUCUAUGUGACCAUCAUCUCCAGCCGUGUCUGCUGGCAGCUGGUAGCUUCAUCCUACCUAUUCGCCUUCCUCAGUGCCAUUGUAUGCACAUGGUGUGUGUUUGGAGGUUCCUUCUGUGGUCCCAUCCACAUUGACCACUUCUUCUGUGACGUAUCCCCUGUGCUAAAGCUCGUGUGCUCUGACACCCACAGCAGUGAGAUGGUCAUCUUUGCCUUUGUCACCAUCAAUGUGGUGGGCACGAGCAUGAUCAUUUUGCUCUCCUACAUCUCUAUCAUUCGCACAGUGCUGAGGAUGUGCUCAGCACAGAGCAGGGCCAGAGCCUUCCACACCUGUGCCUCCCAUUUGAUGGCAGUUUCCUUAUUCUUUGGGCCAGCAUUCUUCAUGUACCUACAACCUUCUUCUAGCCACAGAAGCCUGGAUAAGGUGGCUUCCAUCUUCUAUGCCGUGGUCACCCCCAUGCUCAAC